Amblyraja radiata (thorny skate) is the source of this 2154-nucleotide messenger RNA. Its product is annotated as E3 ubiquitin-protein ligase TRIM56-like. Gene Ontology annotation, cellular component: nucleoplasm. Gene Ontology annotation, biological process: positive regulation of type I interferon-mediated signaling pathway; innate immune response. Gene Ontology annotation, molecular function: ubiquitin protein ligase activity; zinc ion binding. The transcript has 2 exons. The coding region runs from base 178 to 2154 and encodes 658 amino acids. Lineage: Eukaryota; Metazoa; Chordata; Chondrichthyes; Rajiformes; Rajidae. The record is from RefSeq and is a predicted model, not a curated record.
AAACACACUAAGUGAGACAUAAAGGGCAGCGGUGCGGAGAGACCGGCUGCCCCGCCUCUGUCUCUCAGUUCGCUGGUUAUUUUCUCGCCUCGCAGCAGAGACGUGGACCUCCACACACACUCACCACCAAAGAUCGUCUUUGCUCACCACCGCCCCAGCUCAGGUUGUGUCCACAUCAUGGCCAUGUCGGGGGAUAUUACGGAUCAGAUACAAAACGAUCUAUUAAACUGCAAGAUCUGCCUCAGUAGGUUCAUACAGCCCAAGAUGCUGCCUUGUGCCCACACCUACUGCCAGGGGUGCCUGGAGAAGAUGGUUAGGUCAGACCGGAAGGUGCAGUGCCCGGAGUGCAGGGAAGUAUUUGACGUGAGAGGUGGCGUCAGCAAACUCAAGACCAACUUUCACAUUAACAGUCUGAUGGAUAUCAUCAAGAGCAAGGAGAAUGAGAAGGUGGUCUGCAGUUGGUGCGCGACAGCUGGUCGCCGUGAGACUCCCGCCGUGGCUCGGUGUAAAACCUGCCUCAAGUGCCUCUGCCCGCCUUGCAAACUCACCCACGGGACUGCCAACCCACGCCACGUGCUGGAGGAUCUGCCCGGUCACAUCGCCGGCCCUUGCGAGGUAGAGACAAGGAUGCAGAAGAUGAUCUACUGCCAGAGCCACCCAGGAACCCUGGUGGACCAUCUCUGCAACACCUGCAAAAGCGUGAUCUGCAGCAGUUGUUCCUCGCACGCCCACGCCAAGCACUCGAAGGUGUCCCUGGCCAAGGCAGGGGCCACAGCUAGACCCACGGUGAUGAAUCUCAUGGAGAGACUGAAGACUGACACGCAGUCGCUGGUCCAACAGGAAGGCAACAUCAUCCAGGCAAUGGAGGGGAUGAAGGCGACGGAAAGAUCUCUGAUGUCUAUGAUAGAGUGCACCCUGGCCGAGGUCAUAAACAACUUGAUAAAACAGGGCGACACCAUCAAGGACACGCUCUCCAGUCACGUCAGGGAGCAGGAAGAAUUGUACAAGGUCGUGCGGGAUGACAUUCAGCUCAAAAUCAAGAAGGCGAAGGACACCAGGGAAUUUUCCCAGGGGGUCCUGGGUUCCGGUAAAAUGAGGCAAAUAGUCUGCCUGCGGUCCGUCUUGGAAGACCAGAUCGAUGGAUUCCAAGCGCCGAGGGUCCCAGACAACAAGAAGACCCGCCCCAGCCUGACCGUCAAUGAGUCGCUCAAGAGCAUGCUGUCUUACUCCAACCUUUUCAACCUCACCUUCGGCGAAGACUCGGCCACCAAGAUCCUGGCCGCUCCAGCAAAAAGCAAGCCGCGCAAGAGCCCGGAGAAAAGCCCACUAUCCUACACACCCCACCCCCAACCCAGGCAGAGAGCGUGGAAUCUACAUUGCUUCAACACGUUGUUGGGUGGUGACUUGUGUGUUCCGAACCUAACGGGCGUCAGCGUCUCCAGCGACGGCAUCAUCGUGGUGGCGGACCAAGCCAAUUCCCUUCUGAAAUGCUUCACCGACAACGGGCACAUCACCGCGACCAUCUCACUGCCGGACGAUGACGAACCAUGCAGUGUUGCCAUCUUUCAUGACACCAUCGCCUGCUCGUCUGGGAACCGGCUGUACAUGCUGGACAUGGACGGGACCAUGCAGAAGAAGCUCUUGCUCCGUGGCUCCGAGUCCAUCUACCACCUCGCUACCUACCGGGAUAAAUACGUGGCGGUGAACGAGGGCUCCAUGUGCUCCCUCUCCCUGUACGAAAUCAACGGGAAGAUGGUCAAAAGAGUGAAGCCGUGCGGCUACGAGGGGGUGCGCUUCCUCUUCCUCGCCAUCAACAGCAACGAGCAGUUCAUCGUGGCCGACUACGGCAAGAAGUGCAUCCUGAUCUUCGACAGAGAUGGCUUCGUCUUGGCCAACUGGGACCAGGUCACCAUGAACCGGGUGGGCCAGGCGUUCUAUCCCUGCAGCAUCUGCACGGACAAAGACGACAAUAUUCUGGUCACCGAGCGGAACCGGAUCCUCUUGUUGUGGUCCAGCGGGGACUUCAGGGAGGAGCUGCUGACCGCCACUGACAGCCUUCACAAACCACGCGUCAUCACCGUCGACAAUCGCAACAACCUGGUCCUCACCCAAGGCAACGGAUUCAUCACCGUGUACCAGCUGGACCUCUCUUAG